Cyphellophora attinorum is the source of this 2541-nucleotide messenger RNA. RefSeq names its product Transcriptional regulatory protein pro1. Lineage: Eukaryota; Fungi; Ascomycota; Eurotiomycetes; Chaetothyriales; Cyphellophoraceae. Gene Ontology annotation, molecular function: zinc ion binding; DNA-binding transcription factor activity, RNA polymerase II-specific; transcription cis-regulatory region binding. Gene Ontology annotation, biological process: positive regulation of transcription by RNA polymerase II. The transcript has 2 exons. Gene Ontology annotation, cellular component: nucleus. The record is from RefSeq and is a predicted model, not a curated record. The coding region runs from base 1 to 2541 and encodes 846 amino acids.
AUGGCCACCGCAGUAGAGAAGAAUGAAGCAGCCACAAAGGCAGCCUCCGCUGCAGCAGCCAAAGCCGCCGCAAAGAUGCAUCGAAGGUCAAGAUCAGGAUGCUUCACCUGCCGCUUACGACGCAAGAAAUGUGAUGAGGGCAGACCGAAGUGUAAGGCAUGCCGUCACCUAGGACUGACCUGCGAGUACAAGCGACCGCUGUGGUGGUCGAACCAGGAAACCCGCCACAAACAAAAGGACGAGAUCAAAACCCUCAUCAAGCGCACAAAGACGAACGAGAAGAGUAUGUCUUCACUAUUUCAUAACAGUCUUCUACAACGCGGUCGGCCAGUCUCGCCACCUAAUCCUUCCCAUGUUCUUAUGUCUUUGCGCAAAUCUCAUGAUUUCCUUGCGUCAUCUUCAUCCUCAUCUCCUUCAACAUCGAGGAAGCAUGUACCAACAUCCUCUUCCACCACAGGUACACAGCCAGGAAGUAAGCAUGGCUCUGGUCAUGGACAGCAGUACAGCCAGUCCGGCGCCUCGUCACCGAAUUCCGAGGACUACGACCAGUUUAACCAAUUUCCUACCGGCACUCCAGGCUUGUACGAUCCCUUCUGCAUGCCUAUGUACUCAGGCAGUAUGACUCAGACUCCUGUCCAAUACACUGGAUAUCAUCCAUACGAAGUCGAUGUCAAGACUGAACGUCAAAUGUUCGUCAACGAUGUUCCCACACGGCGAGAUUCAUCAAUUUCCACAUUCUCAACAUGGAUUCCGCCACCUGAAGCCAUGCUGCCGUCGUACCCGGCCACGCAAGAUCAAUGGAGUGGUACAGUACAUCAAUCAACCGACAGCUACUACACCUCGCACAUGCCGUCACUCAAUACCGAUAUUGAUGAUUUGUCGCACGAAGAAGAUCUUGACUUCAACUUUUUCCAGUACUCGCACCCACAUCACCAACAUCAUGUUCAAUCGCAGCCAGCAGUCCAGAUACCUCAGCAGCCACGCGAGAGGACAGAAGUCAGCGCCGACAUCUCGGCUCAAAUUCCACUUGACGAUGUCGACAGGCCCUUGUUCAGCUACAUGUUGUCCAAUGUCCUUCCGCUACUCUUUCCCAUUCUUAACGCCAAUCAGCACGGUAGCGUGCGGACCGACAUUUUGCUUCCAGCACUCGAAAACAAUAAGGCGUACUUGCACUCCUGCCUCACAGCUGCUGCGACUCAUCAGCGCUCGUCACUCGAUAUUCCUGGUGGACCAUCUGUGAAUGAUGACGAUCUCGCUACCAUCGACGACUCGAUCGUGCGACACAAGUACGCAUUCGUGCAAGAAGUCGUCAAUGCGUUGACAAAUGACACGCAUCAUGAUGAGAUCCUAGAGGCGACUUUGGGAAUGAUCACUUUCGGUACGUGCGUUGGCCGUGCGCCUCCGUCGACUCUUCCACCACCAGCGCAUACGCUACCAUCGCCCACGAUCGAUGACCACCAGAUAUCCGCACCUGCUGCCAUGGCAAGGGACAUUCCCUGGCAUUCGCACUUCCAGGCUGCGACCGAACUCGUCAACAAGCUUAUGCUGCCAACGACUCUCGAGUCCAUGCCCGCCACUCAUGCGUCGCCACCGUUCAACAUGACUCUGACAGCCUGGAUCGAUAUUCUGGGCUCAACCAUGCUCGGUCGGAGCCCCACAUUCGCGAACACGUAUCGUACGAAGCAUCUAUCAGGCUCAACGUCCGGUCUUGCUGAGCUCAUGGGUUGCCACGAUGGAGUCAUGUACUUGCUCUCCGAGAUUGCAUGUCUCGAUAGUCUCAAGCGUGACGGAAAGCUUGACGAUCAUGCCAUUUGCCAGCACGUGGCAUCUCUCGGCGAGCAACUCAAUGCUACAGAGACUGUCGCGACCAUCGAUGAAACCACAGGGAUGCACGUCACUCUACCUGCUGCCGCCCCGAGGUUGCCUUACUCCCGAUCUGGAGCACUACGGCCAAGACAAUUGAGCAAGAACAUAACUGCUGUCUUCCAGAAGGCUGCUCGCGUCUAUUUGUGCUCGUUGGUACCGGCAUACCAGAAAACGCAAGUUGCAACGUGCAAUCUGAUUGAUCAGAUGGCGGAUCUUCUGGAGUUCAUUCCCUCAGGUCCUCUCGGUUUCGAUCGCAGUCUUGUAUGGCCGUACCUGAUUUGUGGCGCGAACAGUGUCCCGAGCAGCAAGUUCCGAAGGGUUCUGGCGCAGAGAGUCGAGUUGAUGGGCGAUGCACUAUCCGAGAUGGGCAGUUUUGGGAAGAUGGUGAAGCUAUUGCACGAAGUGUGGCGGGUCGGUGAUGAGGCGUUACUACAGGGUCUGGGUUGCGAGGGCACGCCACUGACGGCGAACGGCGGAAAUAGCCCGAUUGUCGGGAGCAAUUGCGGUGUUGGAAGCACACAUAUGGUUGGUAAUGUUGGUGGCAUUGGCAUCGGCGGUACCGCGCUGGCGCAGCAAGCGAUGUCGACGCCCACGAUGAAGAGCCAGAUCACUCAGCAAAAUAUCCACUGGCGGGAUGUGAUGCAGAUGAACGGUUGGGACUUUUUGCUAAUAUGA